Camelina sativa (false flax) is the source of this 1530-nucleotide messenger RNA. RefSeq names its product peroxidase 63. Gene Ontology annotation, molecular function: peroxidase activity; heme binding. Gene Ontology annotation, biological process: hydrogen peroxide catabolic process; response to oxidative stress. The record is from RefSeq and is a predicted model, not a curated record. Lineage: Eukaryota; Viridiplantae; Streptophyta; Magnoliopsida; Brassicales; Brassicaceae.
GACAUGGGAAUGGGACCAUAACUCUAAAAAGUUCACAACCGGGUCUUAAGCUAUCAUCACUUCUUACCUUUUUCUAUGCUAUAUUCAAAUGUAACUGUAAUAAGACAGCAACAUACUGUACCAUAUACUGUUUCUGUCGAUGAGUUUGGAUCGAUUUGAAUCGUAGAUAACCGGAACACAAUCAGCCGGUUUACCAUAACAUACACAAUAAACCGGGCUUAUAUAAGAAAAUAACCGGAUUCUCUUUCCCGUGAUUGGUGGUGGUACUGUAUACCAAACAAGCGCGUGUGCUCUUCACUCUCUCACUCUUCUUCCUACUUCCAUUAAAAUCUCACCGCCUCUCUCUCACUCUCACUCUCUCAAGCUCAGAGAGUUCUCAAUCUCCUUCAACAAUGGUGAAACAAUCUCAACUUAAGUAUCUCACCAUCAUCAUCCUCCUCUGCUUAUCCUCCGCCGCCGAAUCUCAUCUCACCGUUGAUUUCUACUCCAAAUCAUGCCCUAAGUUCCUCGACAUAGUCCGCGAAACCAUCACCAACAAACAGAUCUCAACUCCAACGACCGCCGCCGCAGCUCUCCGCCUCUUCUUCCACGACUGUUUCCCCAACGGCUGCGACGCCUCCGUCCUCGUUUCCUCCACCGCUUUCAACACCGCCGAGCGCGAUUCGUCGAUCAAUCUCUCCCUCCCCGGCGACGGCUUCGACGUCGUGAUCCGCGCUAAAACAGCUCUCGAGCUCGCUUGUCCCAACACAGUCUCCUGCUCCGAUAUCAUCGCCGUCGCCGUCCGCGAUCUCCUCGUCACCGUCGGUGGACCUUACUACGAAAUCUCCCUCGGCCGCCGCGAUUCGCGAACGUCGAAAUCGUCACUCGUCUCCGAUCUCCUCCCGCUUCCGUCGAUGCAGAUCUCGAAGCUCAUCGAUCAGUUCAGCUCCAAAGGCUUCUCCGUUCAAGAGAUGGUCGCUUUGAGCGGUGCUCACACCAUCGGAUUCUCACAUUGCAAAGAGUUCACGAACCGGGUCAACCCGAAUAACAGUACCGGGUAUAACCCGAGAUUCGCUGAUGCUUUAAGAAAAGCUUGUUCGAAUUACAAAAACGACCCUACGCUCUCCGUCUUCAACGACGUCAUGACUCCGAACAAGUUCGACAAUAUGUAUUUCCAGAAUAUUCCGAAAGGUCUCGGGCUACUCGAGUCGGAUCACGGGCUAUUCUCUGACCCGAGAACCCGACCGUUCGUUGAGUUAUACGCGAGAGACCAGGAUCGAUUCUUUAAAGACUUUGCCGGAGCUAUGCAGAAGCUGAGUCUUUACGGUGUUUUGACCGGACGGCAAGGAGAGAUCCGGCGAAGGUGUGAUGCGAUCAAUUAAGAUUUGUUUUUUACGAUUUUGUGAGAGAUUUUGUAUUUUUGUUUUGUUUAUUUAUUUAAUUGUUUGGUGCGUUUAGAUGAAAAGUUUGAGAUUCUGGCUAAAAUUGAUCUAAGCUCAUGUGUUAAUAGUACUAUGAUUAAAAUUCAAAUAAUUACUUGUUUUGUCAUCA